AUGGCCGACGAAGAGACACAGGGCAAAUCUUGUUUAGUCCAUUUAAAAGGCGUUAAGGAAAAGAUAAAUACUUUUACUGAGCAAACUUUCACUAAAUUUAAAAACUGUCGACUUCAGUGGCUGCAAUUACCAGGUACAUCGUCAGAAAUAGCUCACGAGAGUCUGAAAAUAUGUGCGAAUGAAGAACUAGAUUUUUCUAAGUACUAUUUCCAUAAGUACUGUUACCGCCAAUUUACCGACGUAACAAAGAUAAGAAGGGCAGAAUCUAAGCAGCAAAAGCUCCUAGCUGUAGAGCAGUCGGAAAUAAAUCAGUGUGAAGUUGCUACCGCCUCGAUUAAUCCAAGAAAGCGUACACGUUCUGCCAUAAUAUCACCGUUAGUCGAAAUUCCUGCGAGAAAUAAUGAGGUUCUUCCAAAUGUAUGUAUUAUAUGCAAGAAAGAAAAGAUAUAUGUAAAAGAUAAGGUAAGCAUUUGGUAGUAUAGAAAUUAUAGCUAAAUUUGCCAUCCUAUUUAUUUAUAUUACAUAGCACUUUAUAAAAAUUGUAUAUGAAUGA
This is a messenger RNA of Paramuricea clavata, 553 nucleotides long. The record is from the annotation of a GenBank genome assembly. Lineage: Eukaryota; Metazoa; Cnidaria; Anthozoa; Malacalcyonacea; Plexauridae.